AUGGAGGCAUUUCAGCUUCUUUCUCGGGGAGGUGCACGAUUUGACAAGCAAAGAUUCAAGUCUGAUGUUCAAAUAUUCAACAAGGCACCAAAAGAUGUCAAAGGAAAGGGGGUCUCGACGCAGCUACCUCCGGAGCUAGACUUUUUUAAAUAUGCCAAAGCUUCUGCCGGGAAGCGGAAAGCUGGGGACAAAGAGAGCGACGCUCAUGCCGAAGACAAACAAGAAAAGGUGGAACGCAAGCGUCGGAAGAUAGAGGAUGCAUCAAUGGACUUGGACGAUAAUCACACUGAUACAGAGGAAGAGGCACCAACCACGCAGAAACACCGCGUGACUGCCAAAGGCUCAGAUGUGCCUAAACCAAUUGUGUCCUUUGAGGACCUGCGCGAACGAUAUAAUGUCCCUUCGCGUCUACUAUCAAACCUUUCUGAAAACAGUUACAAACAUCCUACUGGAAUCCAGGCUCAUGGGAUUCCCAUUCUGCUUGAGCACCGUGACCUCGCUGCCAUUUCGCCGACUGGUACAGGUAAAACUUUGGCAUAUCUGACGCCCAUCAUGUCUGCCCUCGGUUCCCCGAUAUCUAGUCUGAAGAACGAUGGAGGUCGUGGAGUUAGAGCUGUGGUUCUUGCACCAACUCGGGAAUUGGCACAUCAGAUACACAAUGAGUGCCUGAAACUGGCUGCUGGGCGUAAAUGGCGUACGGUUCUGUUUAGCAAAGCUACAGCCAGUACUAUGAGCGACAAGAACGUUAGAGACAAAGUAGACAUCAUCAUCAGCACACCCCUUCGGCUAGUUGCUUCUAUUCAGGAAGGCAAUUUGGAGUUGAAUAACGUGCAACAUCUUGUAUUAGAUGAAGCCGACCGAAUGCUUGACUCAGAAUUCUUGUCUCAAGUUCAAGAAGUUAUCGCGGCAUGCACUCAUCCGAACAUACAAAAAGCGGUUUUCUCCGCUACUUUACCUGCUGGCGCAGAGAAACUUGCGAUGGGUAUCCUCAGAAACCCUAUACGAAUUAUUGUUGGUCUUAAAGAUACACCGCUCCCUUUGAUUGCACAAACUCUUACAUAUGUGGCCGAUGAUGCCUCGAAGCUCCCAAGUCUGCUAACGUAUCUGUCUCAACCAUACAAUCCACCUCUGCUUGUCUUCACCUCCACUCAACCAAGAACAACGUCGCUUGCAGAGGAAUUGAUAAUGAACGGCAUUUCAAAUGUGGAUUGUCUUCAUGCCGGAAUGACGAAAAAACAGCGUGAUGAUGCGGUGAGCAGGAUGCGUCGUGGCGAAAGUUGGGUAAUGGUGACCACAGAAGUCAUGGCUCGUGGCAUGGACUUCAAAGGCAUCCGGGAGGUGAUCAAUUACGAUUUCCCAACCAGUGUCCAGAGUUACGUCCAUCGAAUAGGCCGUACGGGUCGCGCCGGGCGGGAGGGGAAGGCCGUGACUUAUUUUACAGAUGAGGAUGGACCCUUCUUGAAAGCUAUCGCCAACGUGCUGUUACAGUCAGGCUCUUCUGUCCCAGAAUGGAUUCUCAAACUUCCGAAACCGUCAAAAAUGAAGCGAAAACAGAUGGGCAAGAUGAAGCGAGCAGAUACCGUGAAUGCGGCCCGCAAAAUAGGUCGCAAUGAUGCGAUUAAGAAGAGGGACAUGAUUGCGGGCUCGAAGAGGCGGAAGGAGAAAGAGCUCCGUGAGACCGACGUCGGGGAAGAGGAUAGAUGA
Messenger RNA from Suillus bovinus, 1704 nucleotides. Its product is annotated as P-loop containing nucleoside triphosphate hydrolase protein. Gene Ontology annotation, molecular function: ATP binding; nucleic acid binding; RNA helicase activity. The record is from RefSeq and is a predicted model, not a curated record. NCBI's taxonomy places the organism in Eukaryota, Fungi, Basidiomycota, Agaricomycetes, Boletales, Suillaceae. The transcript is spliced from 9 exons. The coding region runs from base 1 to 1704 and encodes 567 amino acids. Gene Ontology annotation, biological process: maturation of SSU-rRNA.